CUUCAACAGCUGACUGCCAACUGUCAAAAAUCCUGUAAAACGCUGAUUUUGGAAACUAGACAAAAAUCCAUUAAAAAAAUCAUAAAUUUCUUUAAAAAGUCCUUAAUUUUAAACUGGAAUAAUGUUACCCUCGGAAGUUUUAUCAACCGAAAAAGGAAAAUUAACAGAACAAGAUUUCAAUUUAAUAGCACAAGCUCAAGAUGAGUUUAAUAAACAAUGCUAUGAUAAAUGCAUGGAAACUCUUCACCAGUUGGAACAGUCAAUGGGCAAUAUAUUCAAAAUUCAACACAAUAAAUGCAUAGCUGAAUUUUACAAAAACGAUUGCAGGAAUCACGACAUAUUGUUGCAAAUGCUUGAGAACGAAUCAACUGAGCCAAACAGACCCCGCAGUGCAAUUGUUACAUAUAACAAAGCAGUAGUCUACUAUCAUAAGCGCAAAUAUUUUAGUGCAAUUGAUAUUCUUAUGCCAUUGGUGGAAAGGUUAGAUGACUUGGAAGAAUCCAUCGUUUCAAAUGUUGGCGUAUUAGUUAUAAGUUGUCUUUUGGCUACAAAUCAACUAAAACGAGCUCUAGCUUUUCUUGAAGCUAUACAAAUCCAUUUGGGAAUUAACUUGGAUACUGUCACUGGUGAAGAGAACACAUCUCCUGAAAUCUUAAGUAGCAUCGAUGGUUUCAAUCGAAUAUUUAAAAUGAUUGCAAUGAUGACAAAUGUCCUCAACAGGAGAACUGUUGUUAUUCCUGAUGAUGGGACUGCUGAAUUUGCUGCACUCAAAGCACAUCAAUACUAUCUAAUGAAAGACUUUCAAAUGGCUGCCAAACAACUUUCCAAAAAAUUCACACUUGGAUGUUAUGGUGUUGAGACUCAUGGCGAGGAUCUGGAUACAUGCAUUGCAAACAAUAUGGGAAUUAUUCAUUUGAGAGUUCGUCAUUAUGCUGUUGCAGCUAAAUUCUUUCAAAACGCCAUUACAUUCGAUAGCAAAUUCUCUAGCAAUCUGAAAAAUGUACCCUUGCAUUAUCUAAGUGCACCUCGUUCGCGUGAAGUUUUAUAUAAUCUGGGUAUUUCGAUGUUACAUUUGAGACGACCGAAAGAGGCAUUCGAAUGUUUUCUCAUAGCUCUCAAGACUUAUCACAAGAAUCCCAGACUUUGGUUUAGACUGGCAGAAGCUUGCAUUAUGUUUAAUGAAAUGUCGAAUUUGGAAAAUGAAAAGAAGCCCAUUAUAGCUGCAAUAAUUUGUCCUGGAUCUCGACGGAAGUUCAUCUUUCAACCUACUCCCAAACUUGCCUACCCAGAAAAUGUCCAAUCCGCUGCUAUUCCUGAAACUAACUUAGAAUUUGCGGCUUUAUGUCUACGCAACGCCCUCUAUUUAUACAACACCUACAAAACACAAUUUACAACACACAAUACAGAAGAUGCUGACACACAAAGCUGGACCUCUAUUAACGAUGACAACAUUUGUAAUCCAUCUAUGCCAAUAUCCAAGGAGUCAUUUGCAAAUCUUGGUGCGGCGAUAGUUGCUGCAUUCAGUUAUGUUUCACUGCGCUUAGGAGAUUAUGUAUUGGCAUUGGAAUAUGCAAGUGAUUUGUUGCGAAUGGAUGGCAUUUCAGAGUCAUAUGAAAUGCUCGGACAUAUGUACAGUGGAGAAGCUUUAAUGAUGAUGGACAAAUUGCCCGAAGCUCGUAUUCACUUGGAGCCAAAAUUCAUUUCGGCACCGAAUGCCUUUGACUUUGAAACAAAAGAUUGGCAAGUCAAGUCAAUCGAAGCGGCUCAUUCGAUUAUGACUUACAAUCUAGUUGUUUGUAUGAUAAUGCAAGGUGAAUUGGAUAUUGGCAAAGCCUUACUUACAACCUGUACUCAUCCAAUUGUAAAUGCAAAAGUAAUGGCCUUAAAGACGUAUAUUGAUAUUGUUGCUAAAGGUGGUCCGUAGAUCUUGUCAAGAAAGAAAUUAAUUGGAUAAAGUGUGUAUCAUUGUAGAUAUUAUAUCUAUAUAAUAUUAUAUUCUAUUAUUAUUAUUAUAUUUUAAGCGUUAUAUGUUUUAUAAUUAUGUAUAUUAUAUAGCAAAA
This is a messenger RNA of Episyrphus balteatus (marmalade hoverfly), 2060 nucleotides long. RefSeq names its product CCR4-NOT transcription complex subunit 10 (gene Not10). The transcript is spliced from 8 exons. Gene Ontology annotation, biological process: negative regulation of translation; mRNA catabolic process. The record is from RefSeq and is a predicted model, not a curated record. Gene Ontology annotation, molecular function: protein binding. Gene Ontology annotation, cellular component: CCR4-NOT complex. NCBI's taxonomy places the organism in Eukaryota, Metazoa, Arthropoda, Insecta, Diptera, Syrphidae. Bases 122 to 1924 code for a protein of 600 amino acids.